UGGACGAUGCACCCACACACACACACACAAACAAACAAUUCAUUCUUCUUCUUAUUCUCUUCCUCAUGGCGGUUGUUCACCGUCUCUUCAGGCUGUUCUCGCCGUUUACGCCGGCAAAGAAUAAUCUUUCUUCUUUCUUGAUCAGGUCUCUGUCUUCUUCUUCUCCCCAUGGGCCAUCGCUGGACCCUGAGAUCGAUCUCAAAGAAGCUGCGGCGGAGCUGGAAAAGUCCUCCUCUCCUUCUUCUUCUCCUUCUUGGACCAAAGGAAGAAACUUUCACUGGGUGUUUCUUGGAUGUCCCGGUGUUGGUAAAGGCACCUACGCCUCUCGUCUCUCCACCCUCCUCGGCGUUCCUCAUAUCGCCACCGGUGAUCUCGUACGCGAAGAGCUUUCCUCCUCUGGUCUCCUCUCCUCUCAGCUAAAGGAGCUUGUUAACCAUGGCAAAUUGGUUCCUGAUGAAUUCAUUAUAAGCUUGUUAUCAAAGCGUCUCGAAGCUGGCAAGGAGAAGGGCGAAUCUGGUUACAUUCUUGAUGGGUUUCCAAGAACCGUGACACAAGCAGAAAUACUGGAGGGAGUAAUUAAUGUUGAUCUGGUGAUCAACCUGAAGCUAAAGGAAGAGGCGUUACUAGCGAAAUGUUUAGGGAGAAGGAUAUGCAGCGAGUGUGGUGAAAACUAUAACGUUGCAUGCAUUGAUAUCAAAGGUGGUGAUGGUGAUGAUAGAAUGUAUAUGCCUCCGCUUCUUCCUCCACCUAAGUGUGAAUCUAAGCUUAUUACCCGAGCUGAUGACACUGAAGAAGUUGUCAAGGAAAGACUCCGGGUUUACAACAAAAUGACUCAACCAGUGGAGGAGUUCUACAGGAAGCGUGGGAAGCUGUUGGAGUUUGAAUUACCAGGUGGAAUCCCACAGUCAUGGCCGAAACUACUUAGAGCGUUACACCUUGAGGAUGAUAAACAGUCUGCAAUAGCCUAGUCUCUCUGUUCCUAGAUUCUUUGCUCGAGCAAGCCUACUCGUGCAUAUGCUUUAAGAUAGUGAAUAAAAGACAUACAUGUCCCUAUUAUUGUGACAUCACAAACUAAUGCAUACAUUAUAUAGUGGAGUUUUUUCUUAGUGUGGAUUCUAGUCCACCAUAGAUUGUUGACAAUGAUUUUCGUUUAGUCUGAAUCAAUGCUUAUCUUUUGCAA
Molecule: messenger RNA, 1180 nt
Organism: Brassica rapa (field mustard)
Lineage: Eukaryota; Viridiplantae; Streptophyta; Magnoliopsida; Brassicales; Brassicaceae
Product: probable adenylate kinase 6, chloroplastic
Biological process (GO): nucleobase-containing compound metabolic process
Molecular function (GO): ATP binding; AMP kinase activity
Source: RefSeq, a predicted model, not a curated record